Molecule: messenger RNA, 5123 nt
Organism: Myxozyma melibiosi
Lineage: Eukaryota; Fungi; Ascomycota; Lipomycetes; Lipomycetales; Lipomycetaceae
Exons: 4
Coding region: 174-4649 (1491 amino acids)
Biological process (GO): phosphatidylinositol dephosphorylation
Molecular function (GO): protein binding; phosphatidylinositol-4,5-bisphosphate 5-phosphatase activity
Source: RefSeq, a predicted model, not a curated record
CCAUCUCAUCUUCCUCUCCAUCCCGCACCCCACUUCAUACAGCUACACAGAUCCCAUCUCCUAGGAGAGCCUUUGCGUUGGCGCUUUUUUCCCUUUUGUUUGUUUUGGUUUCUUAGCACGUCCGUGCUGCUCAGUCGGUUUAUCGUGCAGCUGCCACUGUACGACCUGCUCUCAUGGCGUCCGACGGUGAGCAGCAGCAGCAGCAGCAGCAGCAGCCGGAAGAGCCAACGGCGUUUCCGUCUGUAGGAUCGAUCAGGUCGCGAUGGGAGCAACUUUCUGGAUCGGCGCAGCAGCAGCAGGAAACUGGGCCGAAGCGGGAUCAGAGCAGCGACAGAUCAUCGAGACAGGAGCAUCCUGUUGUCGUUGCUGCCGCUGGUGCCAAUGCCAGUCAACAACAGCACCCUCUGGCUUCUAAACCCGACAAGCAGCCGCCUUCUCUGAAGCCACAGGAUAGCAGUACUACAAGUCCCCCGAAACCAGGCCCAGGACGCGCACACUCUCAGCAACCAGCAGUCCCGCCAAAGUCCCAGCUGAUUACGCUCUCAUCCUCCGCCAGCACACCCGCCCGGUCGCAAUCGCCUCCUCGCGACAGUAGUCCACACAAUGGAGCGAGUUUAGAAGUGCCUGGGAUUGUUGUUACAGGGACGAAGCAGACGUCGCCGUCGUCGUCGUCUGUGCGUAGCUCUCGAGCUAAUCUACCGCAUCCUCCUGUCGCUCCGAAACCGAGAUCACCAUCUCCACUCAAGGUCGCAAGUAUAGAUCCGGACGCUUUACAACCUCAACAGCCGCCCCAUGCACACUCGAGGUCACUAUCAGAUGCCGAGCUCGACAUCGGCGCGUCUUCUCCAUCGCGCAAGCCCAGACCGCCAAUGCCAGCUUUGAAGUCCUCCCAGAAAGUUCCCUUGUUUAACAGCCAGUCCCAGUCUUCGCAGACUGAUGCGCAGUCAGUCUCGGUGUUGCGGGUGCCCGGAUCACCCCCGUCGUCGAGAUCUCGGCAGAUGAAGGACUCUGCGAGUACGACCAUCGAGACAUUACCUACUACAGCUGCUUCAUCUAUUGCCGCCCCCCCUCCCCUUCCUCCUUCCGAGAAAUCGUGGAGUACUACACCAUUAGUGACACCUGCUCCAUAUGUACCUCCUUCUUCUGCGACGACUACAACUACAGCACCUCAUCAGCAACCGGCCGACACCCUCGAGACUCAACCAACCCCGCAGCCUUAUAUACCACCACCCCACCCCGCCCCAGUCGCCGUACAACCCCAGUCACAUACAAUCAUCCAACCUCCUGCACCUCCCGCUAUACAGCCUACUCCUGCACCUGCAGUAGCCGCACAGGCGGUUCCCGAACUUCCCUGGCGCCCACCACUCCCCACCGCUCCGCGCGUUCCGCCAAACGAUGCACCGGUGCAACCGGCUGAAAUCAUGCAACAUCCGAAGCCGGUAGCGCCUAGCAAGUUCCCGAAUCCGCCGCCGCAGCUUCCUCCGCGAUCUGCGACGGCAGCACCGGCGGUGCCGCAGACGAUCGCGUCGGUGCCAAUUUCCUCGGGACCGAUUUCGAUCGUGUCUGCUGAAAGACGGUCAUUUGACCUUCUACGGACCGGUGACGAGCACGUUAAGAUAGUACCGCAACUGCCCCCGCGGAGUCGAAGUAAAUCGCCAGCAAGCCUUCCGAAUUUAUCUUCGAUCGACAGUGCCAUAUCGACAUUUCCAGCUUCGGCACCUGCACCUGGCAAUGCUAGUAAUGCGGGAAAUUGGGGGGAGAGAGCGACGGCGUUUGAUGUUCCGCAGACUAUGGGUGAGUUUCCGGGGUCGAAGAUACCGCCUCAGCUUCCGGCUAGAGGAAGAAGCAAUUCUCCUUCACGACUCGUGCGAUCUUCUUCUGCGGUUGAGGUGCCGCAGCUGCCUCCACCUAUAAGUGCUGUAGUUCCAGCUACUUAUAUACCACAGCCGGUACAGCAGCAACAACUACCACAACCACAGCCAAUACCACAGCCAAUAUUACAGCAACAGCAACAGCGGCAAGUGCCACAACCGCCGCAGGAGCAACAAUCGAUUUAUCAGCUUCCCCAGGCAACACAGUCUAUGCCCUCGCAUCUGAAUCUGACAGCUUACCAGCCUGUCAACACACCUAAUGCGAUACAUAGCGUCCAAGCCACCUCCUACUUCCCCCCGGCGCCGCCGCAGAGAUCGGCGGUUCCUGUCCAACAGCAGAAUUAUCACGCGCCAACGACAUACCAGAGCAGCAGCACUCCUAUUCCCGUGAUGCCACCGACAUCCGUGAGCAGCCAACCUACAGUCCAGAUGCAGCAGCCAUAUAUAUCGCACGCCUCGAUCCCGUCAGUUUCGACCGUAAGCCUGCCGAUAAGCGGCGACGACGACAGUUAUGCGGAAGCCCACGCAAUGCCAGAGAUGAUGGAGGACGACUCAGACGAUAAUAUGAUGCCGCCGGCUGAGGAAACCGAGCGGAUGGCCGAGUACCCCGACUCGUCGCGGGCGAACCGGCGGCCGCCAAUCACGCGCUCGAUGCCGCACGAGAUCAGCUGCAAGUACGAUGUGCGAAUGUUUUGCAUUUCGGGAGAGUAUAUAUGCACCUCUGGCACUGUGACGAAGGUGUGGAGUGUCAGCUCUGGCACGUGUGUCGGCAUCAUUGCGCAUGAAGGCUUCAAGGUCACGGCCAUGGGCUUCAAGCCGUCGCGAAACUUGGAAGAAGAAGGACGCUAUGUGUGGAUGGGCACGAAAGAAGGCGGUCUGCUCGAAGGAGAUCUCAGCGUGAUGCGCGUGACUAGUAAGAGGCUUGGUGUGCACAAUUCUACAAUCAAAGGCAUUUACAGAUGCGGAUUUGAGAUGUGGACCAUGGACGAUGACGGUCGAGUUCAAGUUUGGGGGCCAGACGCCACGAAUGGCGGACUGCCAAAUCUGAACGGAACGCCCAAGACGCAGCGCGGACCCGGCCAGCCUCAGGCUGCAAUCGUACUAAAAGAUACGCUCUGGGUCGGGAGGAAUAAGACGGUGUCGGUUUUCAAACCGAGCGCUGCGCCCGAGCAGACACAGUUUGCGCUCUCGAGACCGAUCGUGGCAACGAAGGCGGUGGGUGAGAUUACGUGCGCGACUACGCUUGUGAAGGAUCCAGAGCAUGUGUAUUUCGGUCAUGACGACGGUAAGGUGUCGGUGUACUCUGUGACGAAGAUGACCUGUGUUGAUGUCGUCAGUAUCUCGAUCUACAAGGUCACUGCGAUUUCCGGCGUCGGGAGCUUACUCUGGGUUGGGUUUCGGACCGGUAUGGUUUACGUCUAUGACGUGAGCCAACAUCCGUGGACUGUGCUCAAGGACUGGAAAGCGCACGAAGGUCCGGUGAUGAACAUUGUAGUCGACCGUUCGUCGAUCUUCAAGAUGCGGGCGCUACCGGUCGUGACGAUGACGCCUUCGGACAAUGUUCUGACCGUCUGGGACGGGAUGCUGAAGCACGACUGGCUCGAGCGCAAUAUGCAGGAGCACGAUGCCGAGUUUUGCUCGUUAAGAGUCGUGAGGGCAUUGAUCUGUACGUGGAACGUGGGCGCGGCCAAGCCGUCGGAUUUGCAGAAUACUUCGACUGAUUCAAAGUUUUUGAAACGACUGCUUGCUACUGCGGAUGAUCCUGAGAUAAUUGUGUUUGGAUUCCAGGAGCUGGUUGAGCUUGAUAAUAAGACUGUUACUGCGAAGAGUAUCUUCAAGAAGAAAAAGCACAAGGACAAGGACAACAUACAGCAGCAUAUGUCACAUCAGUAUCAAGCCUGGCAGACGCGGCUCGAGGAGAUUGUCCGCGCGCUCUCGUCGUCUUACACUCUUUUGCGGUCCGAAAACCUGGUUGGGUUGUACUCCUGUGUGUUUGUGAAGGAGUCGGAGCGCGCUUAUAUUGGUAACCUUACGUCGUCGACGGUGAAGACCGGUCUCGGUGGCCUGCACGGCAACAAGGGUGCGAUCAUUCUGCGGUUCACGCUCGAUGAUACUUCGCUGUGUUUUGUAAACUGCCAUCUCGCGGCGGGACAAUCGCACAUAAUUCCGCGGAACAACGACGUUGCGCACAUUAUGGAGUCGAAGAUUCCGAGCCCGAGGAUGGGCAGUACCGAGUCAGCGGCGGAUAUCUUUGUUGGCGGCGGAGACGGGACGAUGAUUCUUGAUCAUGAGAUUUGUUUUAUGAACGGGGAUAUGAAUUACCGGAUUAAUCUGCAGCGCGGACCGGUGAUGAAACUGCUUGAAAAAGGCGAGAUCGACAAGCUCUUGGAAUUUGACCAGCUUCUGACGCAGUUGAAGCGUAACCCGGGAUUCCGUCUGCGUCCGUUCAGCGAGAGUCCGAUUACGUUUAAGCCGACGUACAAGUACGACGUCGGAACAGACAACUACGACACGAGCGAGAAGAAGCGCACGCCGGCGUGGUGCGACCGGAUUUAUUACCGCGGGCCAGGCAAGAUCACGCCGGUGGAGUACCGGACGCACGACGUGCGGGUGUCUGAUCAUAGGCCUGUGAGCGGGGUGUAUGAUGUUAGUAUCAAGACGGUGGAUCAGGAGUUGCGGAAAGAGGCACUGAAGCGGGCGUCGCAUCGGUGGGAUAAGUUUGUGGAGAAGAGUAUCACUCAAGCAAGGAUGCAUUUCCACGAAAACGAGGGUUACUAAAAUAACGCUCAAAAGAACAUCAUUGUACCAUACAGCUAUAAUGCGGGAUUGAAGCAAUAUACGAGGCCAUGAGGUCUCGGUGUACAUAAACAGAACAGCGAGCGAGCAGGAGGUGUGCGAUUCAUAGAUCGAGGAGAAGAGUAGAAACGAUACGGCUGACUCUGACUAUGACCAUUGAGCUAUUAUGAUGUGAUUGAAUUAAUUGAGCCGGUCUUUUGUCCUUUUUUUAUUGAGAGAAGGAUGGCGUUUCAUUUUACUUUAUGAUGCCACACACUUUGGAAACCGUCGUGUCUUUUCUUUUUGUUAUUUUUUUGUGUAUUUUUUUCAUUUGAUUGUCUGGCGUAGCAUUUUUUCUUUUCAUUCGUUUAUCUCCCUUUUUUUGUUUGGUUUGGUCUGAAUUAAGUCAUACUGGAGACAUUCUUUUAUAGUUUGCGGUUCUGCUGAGCACAGUCGUGGUUUCUUAUCGCACGUCCA